AUGGACCUCUCGUCGCUCGUUUCGUCGUCCAAAAACCUAACGUCCCACUUGUCAAAACCGGACCUACCGACAGUCAAUCUCUCGUUGGAUCAGAUUGAGGCUAUCUCAAGGCGUUUGGUAUCGCGUCAACCAGGCACCUCCACAGAUGCUGACCGCGCAAACUACCUUCUUGCGCAAGCGCAUGUCGAUGCAUCGGCUCUGUCGCAAUCAAUAGCCCAUCUAAACACAUCAACAACCUUCUCGCCGCUGCAGCCACUACAAGACACAGAUGUUACUGGUUACUUACGCAUUGCACAUGAACAAAACUUGAUUUCGACAAUCGAAGAGGGAAGGAAAGAGACGCAGGAGGAAUUCUACCGUGUGUUGGAGGAGAGAAGCCAAAGAGACUGGGAAGCAAAGAAGAAACGCGUCUUUGAGGAACUCGGUGGCCGUGUUGGGAGUGCUGAUCGCGCGUUGGUCGACAUCAGAGGUAGCUCUCAUGGUAAGAGCACUCUUACGCAAUCAACAGCUGUGCCUAGUCUGUCUCUGCAGAUGCAGGGCAAGAUGAUGGCCUACGACCGCGUCAUUACCGACUUGAACAAUGCACGACUCCGAGGCACAUCUUACCCCAUCGUCCAUGCACUCAUCGACGCAUCCCUCGCUGUGGCUUCAGAUGCACGCGCCAUCCAAAUGACGCAGAACUUCCAUGUCCUCGCCAAAAUCACCUCCGAACCGCCGGCCUUGCCACCCGUCGAGCACGCAGGUGCACACAUUCUCAAUGCCCCCAUGUUCGAGCGCAAAUGGGCUCGCGUUUACCUCGGAGACCCCGAAUCCCGCGAAUCCAUCGCUCUCCGCCGGCAAAUCGCGAAGGGUGCAAGGGAGGCGUUGGAGGAGCAAUACUGGGAUAUCCUGGAGCGAACGAUCCAGUCAAGACCGCUGGAAGCCAAGUUGGGUGGUGAUCCUAGCAUCUCGAAUCGGAUCAGGGCCUUCUUGCUGGUACGAUAUUACAGGAAUGGGGAGUGGGAAGAACGGAUCGAGUUGGUUGCAGGCCAGCCGUUAUGGGCCAAAUUGUUCUACCUUGUGCGGACAGGCCAUAUACAAGAAGCGCUUACAGAGGCUUUACACUUCCAGCAAGCCAUCGAAAACCGUGAAGCCAGCUUCGUCAACCAUUUCCGUACUUGGAUUGAGUCACCAGAUAGGAAACUGCCCAAAACACACCGUGACCACCUCCAGGCCAUUUACAAUGCGCACAUGUUGCACUCGUCAACAGCUGACCCCUUCAAGCUGGCAUUGUACAAACUUAUGGGCAAGCUCGAGCCGUCAAGGAGGAGCGUGCCGCAAGUGACAACAACAACGGAGGAUUGGCUGUGGUUCCAGCUCGCGAUGGUUGACGAAGACGAGGAUGGAGGCCUUCGUUCUCUCGCCGAUGUUCUCCUCGGGUACGGAGAGAGGCACUUCGACGGCCCUGCAAAUCAACCUGGUUCGAGACGUGGUGUGUGGGCUGGUGUGCUGCUUAUGUGUGGGCAGUUCGAACGGGCCGUGGCGGCCCUGUGGGACCACCAAGAGACGGAGAUUGAGGCUGUCCAUCUUGCGAUUGCCCUUGCCUAUCAUGGGCUGCUGAGGGUCCCUUCUCGUGCCGAAACGUCUGAUAUGACACCUUUGUCCCUUUCACCGGCAUCCCCACCUGCUAUCAGUCUAUCAACUAUUAUCUGGCGAUAUGUCCGUCAAUUUGUCAAAAUGGAUGCAAAGGAGGCGCUGCAGUACGUCUACUGCGUAUGCCUGUCCUCUGACCAGGGCAACGGGGUGGGCAAGGAGCAGAUUGAGAUUGCUUGGGAGCUCGUCAGGAGGAUCAUUGUGUUAGCCAAUAGUGGUCCGGCGUGGGAGGAGCUUGUUGGUGGGAUUGGGCCCGAGGGAGGACGUUUCCCUGGCGUCAUCGAGCAGGGCGCUCCUCUCCUCCAACUCCGUGACUCCCAAGAAUUCCACAACCAGAUCAUCAUUCGUGCCGCCCGCCAUUCAGAAGAGAACGACCGCAUCGCAGAGGCGAUCAAGCUGUACAACCUCGCCGAGGACUACUCGACAGUCGUCGCAUGCCUGGCGCAGGCCCUGGGCAAUACUAUCGCCCAGGCAAGUCCAGAUGAGAAGGCGCGGAACAUCGAGAAGACGGCUGCAGAGAUUCUGAGGCAUUAUGAGCGUGCUAAUCGCGCUGUGGGUAGGGAGAGGGAGGCCGUCGUAAGAUUGUUGAGAAUUAGGGAGGCGGUCGAUGCGAAAAAUGCUUGUCGGCCUGAAGUGGCGCUUGAUAUUAUGGAAUCCACCGACCUCAUUCCCUUGACUGGUGAUAUUGCCAAGAUCACGAGACGGGCGGAGGAGUUCAGGGACUUGCACGAAGCCCUGCAGAAGAAUUUGCAGACGUACCUCACUCUGACGAUGGACGCACUGGCGGGAGUGCAUCAGAAAGUGAAGAACUCCAUGGUGGCAGAUGCCACGAAACAGAUGACCCUCGCGAAUAUCAGGAAGAAGUCCCGGUCGCUCAUGGUCUUUGCUGGUAUCUUGAAAUACCGCAUGUCGCCUGACGUGUAUUCGUACCUCGCGAGGUUGGAUGUCGAGAUUGCCCUUUGA
Messenger RNA from Cyclocybe aegerita, 2595 nucleotides. The record is from the annotation of a GenBank genome assembly. NCBI's taxonomy places the organism in Eukaryota, Fungi, Basidiomycota, Agaricomycetes, Agaricales, Hemipholiotaceae.